GUUUCCCGACAGGCUGUGCGCUGUUUGAAUAAGUGCGCGAGGCCGCGGUGAGAGUGAGCAGUGGUACAGUGGGAGCGGAAGCUGAGAGUUGAAACCGGUCCCUGGUGUGUUCAUAUAAACACGAGUGGAGUUUAUUCUCGAAGAAGAAUGAAAUGUCUAAAAACAGAGGAGUAUGUGCAGCGGAUAUCAUGUGUACAGGACGCCGUUGUUCUUCACGACGAGCUGGAGAAACACUUAAAGCAGGGGCUCGGGGCGUUCGGCCGCACGGCGUGCGAUCGCAUUAUCCGGGCCUGUAACCAGCGUCUGGCCGGAGGAGCUCCAGACCCUGAGCUUCAGGAGCAUCUGGUGGAUCUAGUGGAACUCGCCGCACACGGAUACGGAGCCGUCCCUGAAUCCAGACCGCGGGGCCCCUCGCUCUAUCUGGAGAAGAUCAUCUUCCACAUCCUCCAGAAGCUGGUCGCGCAGCAGGCUCACGGUCCUGCAGGGCGUCUCGCAGAGUUCAUGUAUCUCAGACUGCAGGGCGUGUCUUCACAGGUGGAAGACUUCGGCGUUGUCGCGAGGAACUGUUUCGCCAGACAGGGAACGGGUCGAGCGGCGCUCAGGCCUCGCCUCUCACCCAGACAGCAACUAGCAGGUCAGCUGCAGGCUCUCCGUUUCCGUCUGCUGGAGACGACGUGCUCCGCCUCGUGUAAAGUCCCGGCGUUUGUGGAGGAGGCCGUGAGCGAGUUCGAGCGUGCACGUGGGAGCCUGUCUCAGGACGACGCUGGCUUUAUUCUCUCCGAGUUCCGGAAGCGUUUCUUCGGCGCAGAUGUGGAACGUGACUGCGCUCUGACUCCGCCCCCACUGGGGGUGAGGUGUGAGGCGGUGGUGAAGGUGUGUAAGCCUCUGUGUAAGAACCGACUGUGGGACGAAGCGGUGCAGCUGGUGGACGGAGCGACGGAGUGUGUGAGGGAGGGGGAGGGGCUGCGCUCGGCGCUGGAGCUAACCGCUCGGGCACCACGUCUGCAUCGAGACCUCGGCUCAGGAGUCGCAUGCAGUGAGACGUUCACGGACUGCGCUCGCAUCCUCAGAGCAUUGCCUCCUGUCCUCGGGGAUGCAGAGACGCACGCCCUGGUGGAAGCGUGUCAGCUGGUUGUCUGGGCAACAGAGGCGGGGCAGACUAAAGGGAUGGGUGGAGCUACGCUGCUGGCCAGUUUUUCCUUCUGGGAGGAAUAUCAGGAGUUUCUGAUCAAACUACAGACAGGCUCAUUCUCACAGCAGCUGCAGUAUUCUUUGUGCUUCAGUCUCUACCAGGGUUUCAUCAGCACCUACGACAGUUUACACACCUCACAGGACUCUGUUGUUGAUUUUCUGGACAGAAUCCUGUUAUACUGCCAGGCUACAGCAGGACGCUUGAUGACUGAACUUCGUAAACUUUCCAACGAAGGCUUUUUCCUGAAAGCAGUGUGUGUGGUAAACAAUGUGGUGUAUGAGUUAUUUAACAGGAAGUUGUAUGAGGAGGCGUAUGGAUUGGUGGAGAUUAUUUGUCAGGAGCUGAGUAAAGACUGUCCUUCUUCUUUCCCUGUAGACAGAGUGAACCGCUGCUUCAUGCUGGCAGUGCAGUGCAGUCGGAGAGCGUCUCAGUUGGACAGAGCUCUGGACUGGGUAGUGCGCUGGAUUCAGGUUUUAGGUUCUCGUGUUCUGGAUCAUCUCACAGAACCGGUGUCUCUGUGGGUUAAAAGCAAGUGUGACGCGGCCCGGGCCGGGGAGGACGACACGCGCCUCAGGACCCUGAGGGAUGGUCUGGGAGCAGCGACGGUGGAUGAGGAGGUGUGUCUGCGUCUCCUGGAGGAGGAGCUGAGGAUGUACAAGGAGCAGAGCGGAGACACGGCGCAGGAGCGCUAUAAUACACUCUGUGACCUCCUCGAUAUCUGCCACGAGGAAACCACACACACUCUACGCCGUGCCUCUUACCUGUGUGAGAUGGCUCAGGUGGUGUGUUACCAUGACUUCAGUAAACAGACCGACUGUUCUGCAGUGGACUUUGCCCACGAAGCUCUGCGCUUGUUGGAGGAGGAGCCUGAGACAGCGGAGAACUCUGAUAGGCUGAAGGAUGAGAAGGCCCAUGCCUAUCUCUGGCUGUACAUCUGCACCCUCGAGACCAAUCUACAGGAGGCGGUGGACAUGGAGAAGCGUCUGCGUGCGGUGCGUGAAGGCAGCAGGACCGCCGCUGAUCUUGACUCAGUUCCCACUAACGAUCUGGAGUAUGAAGACAAACAGAAGUUCCAGGAGAGCCAGCUGGUGUACGAUGGACUGAGCUUCAAUCUGUCUGAACACAGCAAGCAUCUUGAGCCUUUAGAGAAGUGUUUAUCACUCUGGGCGACUCUGCUGAAGGACGGCUCUGUACCUACAGUGAGGGACCACAAACAAACUGCCUCCUCCAUCCUGCUAAUGGCUGCUCUUUAUACACUCAUGGGCAAGGCUCUGCAGGCUCUGGAGUCGUAUCAGCUGGCUGCGUCUCUCUUCCGGCUACUCGGUGACGUCCAGAACAGCGCCGGAGCUUCACUUCAUGCUGCGACGCUCCUACUAGAUCUGGGAGCUCCGCAACUUGCCCAGGUGCAGUUAGAUGAGGCACAACAGUGUUUAAACACAGAUACAAGCACGGAGGGAGCAACCAUCCUGUCUGUCACUAACACACUGCUCAGAGCACAAGUCUGUUAUGCAUCAGGACAGGUGGAAACAGGUGUACAGGUUCUGUGUGAGGUCUUAAAGGAGACUGCACUGCGUCACUCUAAAAGCUGGUAUAUGCUGAAAGCUCGAGCUCUGCAGACUGCCAGCGCUUACCUCAGUCUGGACACGGGGACACUGCACACGCACCUGCGUCACACCAUCAUCCAGCACGGAUUAAAGACUCCAGACACUACUCAGUAUGAAGCACUGAAGCUGUUGUGCAGUCUGGUGAUGAUGCUGCUGGGGAAUGGAUUUUAUGGAGCACCUGGUCUCAAUACAGACACUCGCUUUGUGGACCAGGGAGACAGCGUGGUGUUUAAAUGGCUCUUGCUCAGUGAGGUAUUGCUCUGCUCAGAGAGGAUGGUGCGCCUGAGGAGCAGCGGAGGAACAGCUCAUGAAGCCAAAGCUCAGUGCCUUGAGGCCCUCAAACUUGCCACCAAACUGCACACACUCAGCCACUGUGCUGAGCUGUUGGUGUUGAAGGCUGAGCUGGAGUUGAUGAAAGGUGCAGGUGAAGCAGGUGGUUUAGACCUGGAGCAGGUCAGACACUUGCUGGACCUUUGCACAGAUUUUGGUCGUCAGCAGCAGCAGAAGUGUGAGGUGAAGAUUAAACCCCGUAAGGGUCGCCCAGCGGUGAAAAUCUCUGCCCCUGAGGUCCCGGAGAAGGACGAAGAGGAGAUGAGUGGGCUCCUGAGCUCUCGUGCGUUGGGCCGGGAAGCUCUGGAGGAGCUGUCUGAGUUGGGGCAGGACUCCUCACCUCCUCUGAAGCCCAAACGUCAGCGGAUGCUGUCGUGCCUGAGCCACGCCGAGGGUUGCUCCUGUCCCUGCUGCACCGACCCCGGCCUGGCAAGGGUCAGCGUACUCUGGGCCCUGGCGCAGGCAGACGCCCAGAGCGAGGCACAGAAUUCACUCCGCCUACGCCACGUCGCCAGACUCCGCUGUCAGAACAUCCAUGCUAAAGUCCACGCUCGCUUAGCAGAACUGAUGCCCGUUAAACAGUCAGAGAGGCCGUGCAUGCUGCAGACGGAGAUGGUGAGGGCGCAGCUGAACACAGUGCUGAGUCAGCUGUGCUGCAGUGGGGCAGAGGCGGGGAAAGUCUCUGCUUUGUGGGAGGAGUUAGAGGCAGGACUGGAAGCAGUGAAACCCAAGGGGGCACUGUUACCCGAUCUGGGGCAUCUGAAAGCCGCUCUGCUUGGGGCAAAAGCUGUAGUCUGCUGCCUGGCUCUAGCCGGGAAAAAGCAGUGCAGCCCUGAUGAGCUUUUCUCCUCUGUGUGGGGCUGGACUUCUCCUAAAACCAAAGCGCAGGUCAAAUCUCGAGGAAAGAGCUCCAGCAGUGACGGACUUCUUCCAGCUACAGCUCCAUCAGGGAAGAACCUCACAGAGAACAAACGAGAGGCUUACAUGGAGAUAGGGGGGAAAAAAAACAAAGAGGUCCUGAUUGCUUCCUCAAAGAAAACAAAGAGCUCACUGCCAAAAAUCAGCACCACGAACUCUGCCGUGGCCUUCAAAACCCCCCGAGCGAGCAGGACCCCCAGGCCCAGGUGUGUUUCCGCCGUGACUCCGGCUGGCAUGGGUGCUGACCUGAGCGCUUUCGACUUCACCAAUGAGGUGCCUGAUAUUACAGUAAGCUCCACCCCUCUUCCUUCAACCAAAGCUACAACCAGUAGCCGGUGCGGGGUCACGAGGGCAAAGGAUGCGCCCAAGGGUUCCUUCCAAGUUUUUGAAGAUUCUUCACGCCUGCAGGAGAAACCUGUGCCUGUUCCAGCUGCUCCGAGACGGACAAAACGUUCACGUUUUAAGGUGGAGUUCAGUGACGAGAGCGAUGCUGAGACGCUCGAGACAAGAUCAGAAAACAAGAUCUCUGUCCCUUCUGCACCUAAACCUUCGUCUAAAUCCUCCGUGAGCAGAGUUUCAGCACAGGACCGGCCCAGACGCACAAGAACCGUUAAGAAGAGCACUGCCCCGUGCACCAGUGGCGCCUCCUCCGAGGAAGAACCACAGCCACGGCGAGGACGCUCCAGGAAAACUCCCAGCUCUGAUGACGUCGAAAUACCGGAGAGGAUGAGGAUGGACCAUGAGGACCAAGAUGGAGACAGUUUGGAUAUCAGCCUGGAGAAACUUCAGGAGUCUGUCUCUGAGAUGGUGAACACAGGAAGUGCAGCUGACGGAGACUGUGAGGUGUUAAGACGAGACUUAGGAGCAGAUUCCACCAGAGACUGUGUGAAGGAGCUCAAGAGCUCUGGACAGACCGGAAUAGAGAUUCCACUGGCACACGUCGCACCAGGUGAUCUUUCUGUAAAUGGGAUCCGAUCACUUCUGACCUCGUCUUGGCUCCUCCUCCACCACUUCCCACACCCUUCCCUCUACUCACACCUGUGUUCACUGCUCGCCCAAUCGCUCGGCCAGUCCGAUCCCAUCACCACGGCGAUGCUGCACUCUCAGGCACUGGGCGUGUCCUCUCGUCACCACAUGACCCGCCACCUGGCCAAUCGCCUCAGGAAGCUGAAGAAGUCUGGCGACGACGUAGCGGAGACUCUGAGUGGCCUGAGUCUGGACGAAUCCCCGAGCCAGACGCAAGUGAAAACUCUGUCUGUGCUCGAGAGCAUUUACUCGUUUACCUGCACGCAGCCGGCACAGUUCCCACACACACACUGCACAGAGUUUACACAGCAGCUGGAACACCUGCCCGCAGGUGUAACCGUUUGUUUGAUCUCACUCGUGGGGGCAUGUCCUGGGGAGAUUGGCAGCACCAUUCUGAUCACUCGACUGGAGCGUGACUCGGCCCCCAUCACCAUGAGGAUCUUGACCGCACACAGCCACCCUAUGACCAUGCUGUUGGAGGAGAUGGAGGCGGUCCUGCAGGGACAGAAGAAAGUGAGCACAGUAGCAGAUAAGGUGCAGUGGUGGGAAGGCAGGAAGUCUCUGGACGCUCGUGUGCAGAAACUUCUUGAGGACAUGGAGGAGGCUUUGGGCGUAUGGCGAGUGUUGCUCCUCCCCUUGACCUCUGACCCCGAGCUCCCAGCUCAGAUGAAACGCCUCAAGUCAUCAGUAAAAGAAACGAAAAUCACGGCGGACAUGCUAAAGGUCGUUCUUUCCGCAGCUCCUCUGCUAUCCCUCGCUGACCUGCAGUCUCUCUCUGAGGGGGCGUGUCUGCACCAUGGAGAUUUCCUGAAGCUCCUCCAGAAGAGCGUCUGUGAGCUGAGAGAGAGACAGGAACCUCACGGGCACACAGUCCUCGUCCUGGACAAGUACCUUCAGAAGCUGCCGUGGGAGAACAUCUCGUGUUUAAAGCCUCGUUCUGUCACUCGUAUGCCUUCACUGCAGGCUGUACUGGGCCACAGUCAUCUCAGACAGGUGGAUCCAGACUGCGUCCUGUCUCGUGGUAUUGAUCCCCAACGGGUUUAUUUUGUUCUAAACCCUGACGGAAACCUGCCCGAGACCGAGAAACGCUUCAGAGACUGGUUUACUGGGGAGCGGGCGUGGCAGGGUGUGUGUGGAGCGCCUCCUGAUCCUGAUCAGCUCCAGGAAGCUGUAACCACUAAAGACCUGUACAUUUAUGUAGGACACGGAGCCGGAGCGCGCUUCCUGGACACUCAGCGUCUGCUCCGAGGGAACGUCCACGCUGCGGCCCUGCUGUUCGGAUGCAGUAGUGCUGCGCUCAGUGUUCAGGGAAACCUCGAGGGAACUGGCAUCACCCUUAGCUACCUCACCGCUGGGUGUCCGUUAGUGUUGGGGAACCUGUGGGAUGUGACGGAUCGUGAUAUCGACCGCUUCACCUCCGCCCUCCUACAGUCCUGGCUCUCCGGGGGUUCAGGCUCCUCCCUUCUCCAGCACCUGGUCCAAUCACGUGACUCCACACACCUCAAGCACAUGAUCGGCGCCGCUCCAGUGGCGUACGGUCUCCCUGUCCACCUGCGUUGACUCGGCACGAGUCCUGUUUCUGUACAUGUCGACGUGACUCACGAGCAGCCUGGUUUAAUCGUGACGUAGCGUCUUUUACACCACACCUCCUCACACUUUUAGAGAAGAUUUUAAUUUGUGUACAUUGUUUUAUUAUUAAAUCUUCUGUUUGCUGUUUUAAAUUGCUGUACCACAUUAACUUAUUAAAUUUGAGUUUUUUUCUCGUCA
Molecule: messenger RNA, 6837 nt
Organism: Silurus meridionalis
Lineage: Eukaryota; Metazoa; Chordata; Actinopteri; Siluriformes; Siluridae
Gene: espl1
Product: extra spindle pole bodies like 1, separase
Exons: 31
Coding region: 148-6630 (2160 amino acids)
Biological process (GO): proteolysis; meiotic chromosome separation
Cellular component (GO): nucleus; mitotic spindle; centrosome
Molecular function (GO): cysteine-type endopeptidase activity; protein binding
Source: RefSeq, a predicted model, not a curated record